Brassica napus (rape) is the source of this 1062-nucleotide messenger RNA. RefSeq lists its product as uncharacterized. The record is from RefSeq and is a predicted model, not a curated record. Bases 237 to 752 code for a protein of 171 amino acids. The transcript has 3 exons. Gene Ontology annotation, molecular function: metal ion binding. Lineage: Eukaryota; Viridiplantae; Streptophyta; Magnoliopsida; Brassicales; Brassicaceae.
GCUUUCUUUGACAAAAAAAAAAAAAGACACUAUGCUUUCAGAAACUUCGAAAAUAUAUUUUCCAUACAAAAUACACGUCAAAAUAUAUUAAAGAUAUUCUUUUUCAGAAACUUAUAUCUCUCUUUUUCUCCUUCUUUCAUUUUAUUUGUAUACCUUUAUAUAGUGAUAUCGAAGAUCCUGCAAGACAGAAUAUGCACAUAAAACUUUCGUUCUUGUGAGUUCGAGACUCCCAAGCUAUGGCGGAGAAGGUUACGAUAAUGAAGUUGACGGUCGAUCUAGCAUGUUCCAAAUGCUACAAAAAGGCCAAGAAAGCUAUCCGCAAAUUCCCUCAAAUAAGAGACGAAUUGUACGAUGAGAAGACUAACACAAUCAUCAUCAAGGUGGUUUGUUACGAUCCUGAGAAGCUUAUGAACAAACUCUGCUACAAAGGAGACCGUUCUAUCAAGUCCAUAGUGAUCCUCGAACCACCUAAGCCGCCUCCAGCCCAGGCUCAACCUUCUGAGAAGUCCAAAGAGCCCGAGAAGGUUCCAGCUCCAGCUCCGGUUCAAGCCCCAACUCGAGUUUUUAUUCAGGCUCCAGUUCCGGCUCCGGCUCCCCAACUGAUGCCAAUUAGUGCGUAUCAUUGUGGGCCGUACUAUGAGGCCCAACAGUACCAGUAUUCCUGGAGGCCCGUCAACGAAAGCUGGGGAGGUGGGCCACACCUACACUGUUGUCACGAAGUCACGUACCAACAAAGCUGCUCCAUCAUGUGAAUGUGAAACACUAAACUUAAAUAAAAAACUUUCCGUUGGUUUUCAGUAAAGCUAAAAGCUUCAUAAUUACAUACGUAUAUAUAAUAUAUACAUAUACAUUUAUGUGUAUUUAAGAAUCCAAGAGCAAGAACCCCCGUUGAGGUUGCUCUUCGUUUCGUAAACCUAGAGACCACAGUAUAUACCAACAUCCAACAACUAUAUACACGAAGUUGUUUUUAAUUUCUUCGUCUUGUAGCAAUAUUUAUCUUUCGAGGCAUCUUUCAUGUAUGUACACACAAUGACACAAUAUAUGGUUUUGUUUUCUUGUUUA